CCCGCCAUGUCGGCUCUCCUGAAGCUGCUCGUCGUCGCCGCCGCAGCCUCCGCCAGCGUCGCCUGCCUUUCCGCCACUCUGUACGCAGGUAGUGUGUUCCUACCAGAGGCAGAUGAUGCGUGCCUGGGCUGCCUGUGUGAGGCGACUUCGGGCUGCAACAUGAGCGCCAUGUGCCUGCCACAGAGGACGCUGUGUGGGCCAUUCCUGGUGGCGCCACAGUACUGGAGAGACGCAGGAUCUCCACUGCUGCGUGGGGACUGGCCUACCAAUCCUGGUGCAUACUACCGUUGCGUUACAGAUAUUUUUUGUGCUGCUGCUACUGUUAGAGGGUAUCUCAGUAGAUAUGCACAGGACUGCAACUGGGAUGGGAGAGUGGACUGUGAUGAUUAUGCUCGCAUACAUUACAUGGGUGGACAUCAGUGUACUCUGCCAGUGGAACAUCUGGGGUACUAUAAAGUAUUCAGGGAGUGCAUGGAUAGUCUUCAGCAGCUCAAUGGUUGAAAAGAAACUGUUGAUCACACUUAUUCUUGAUCACUCUUACCCACCGACAUUUGUAUGAUAUUCUUUGUAAGGACUGUACUCUUCAGCUACUUUCUGAACAACUAGUGUAAGACAUUAGAAUAUAUGAGAGAGUGGCAAUUUCUGGAAGUGUCAUAAGAAAUAUAUAUGAAAACAAAUUAGAGGAAAAGAGUUUGAUUUAUUUUUGUACAAAUAGGACAGUUUCGGAGUAAAUACUUAUCCCUUAACCUGUCUAAGUCUGUAAGGAAAUCGUAUUUACUUGAAUUUUAAAAAUUUAGCAUGGAGCUGUUAUUCUGGUUCUAUAAUAAUAAACUAGGAACAUAAUAAUCAGGAUUUGUUCACAAUAAAGUCAUUUGAUUUGUACUUAUGAAACCAUUAUGCAUAUGAUGUAGUUGGAUUCAUGGAAGGAAUGCAUGUUUAUUUGCAAAAUGAAUUUUCACUGAGUAUGUCCUGAUUUGAAACUUCCUGGCACAUUAAAACUGUGUGCCAGACAGCAGUUUAACCUGGAGACCUUUGCGCCACAUGAGUAAGUAAUCUACUGACCAAGUUAUCCAGUAGAGAACUUGCCUGCAAAAGACAAAGGUCCCAUGUCUGAGUUCCAGUUGAACACACAGUUUUAAUCAGCCAGGAAGUUUUACAUUUUUAUUUUCACUCACUGGUAGCCUAAAAUUCUGUUCACUGCCCAAGAAUGCAGUAGUGGAAGUGGAAUGAGUAAGACAAUGGCUCACUGUACAAGGAAGUCCUUGAAAAGUAGAUAAGCACGCAAUCAAAACAUUGAACACUGUAGCCUUCUUCAGUUUUCAACUUGUAUAUUCUGAAAAGGAAUGUGAGUUUGAAAGCUAAAUUGCUGCUUUCAUCUUCUUUUCCUGUUCCUACCUAUUGCCAAACACCUUCCCUAUACAGUGAAUGUUACCCUUGCAGAUACAAAUUCCUGUAUUCCAAAUUGAAAUAUAUAUUUUCUGUUUUAGGUAAAUAAAGAUACAGAAAUUUAUAGGCAACAAAGUACCAAGUUGAUGAUCUCAGUGAUGUGAAUAAAUCACCAAAUGCUUACAGAUGAAAGUGAAGCAAGACAGCCAGUCACUUGCAAUUGAUGUGUUGGUGGUGCACAAAUACACACAAUAGCCAAAAAAUUGUACUAGCUUUCCGGAAAGUUGUUACUCUUUUUAAUGCAAGCACACACUUGUACAUACAAACACAGACACCCAAAUGCACAUUCCUGCGACAGAAUUGUGUCUUUGUUGUUUCUGUCUUGGAAUUACCUGUAAAUUUUGCAUUUGCUCUCCAAUCAGACUAAAUGUUACAAGUUACAUCAUUACUCAUGGUAUUAUUUCCUUUGUAUGGUUCUGAAAACUGUGGUGAAGAUCAAUAAUCCUGUUUCAUUUCUGUACUUUUUUAUUACAGAUGUAUCUGUAAGUUAAUGGUCUUUCUUUUUAAUAUAUCCAGUUUUACAAAA
Schistocerca gregaria is the source of this 1972-nucleotide messenger RNA. RefSeq names its product lysozyme 2-like. The record is from RefSeq and is a predicted model, not a curated record. Gene Ontology annotation, molecular function: lysozyme activity. Bases 7 to 501 code for a protein of 164 amino acids. NCBI's taxonomy places the organism in Eukaryota, Metazoa, Arthropoda, Insecta, Orthoptera, Acrididae. The transcript has 4 exons.